Betta splendens (Siamese fighting fish) is the source of this 1492-nucleotide messenger RNA. It is a transcript of the gene lipf, whose product is annotated as lipase, gastric. NCBI's taxonomy places the organism in Eukaryota, Metazoa, Chordata, Actinopteri, Anabantiformes, Osphronemidae. The record is from RefSeq and is a predicted model, not a curated record. Gene Ontology annotation, molecular function: hydrolase activity, acting on ester bonds. The transcript has 11 exons. The coding region runs from base 162 to 1376 and encodes 404 amino acids.
ACCAACCAGAGAGGAGCUCAUUCGCCACAUCACAGCAACUCUGACCAACCACAGACAGGCCGUUUCAGACGUCAGCGCCACUUCUUCCGCCCGUUAAGAAACAGGCGCUUAAGUGAUCGGACGGCGCCUGGUCAGAAAGUCAGAGCAGCAGUGGACAGACCAUGCUGUGUGUUGUGCUGUGUGUGUUUCUGCUCGCUUGUCUGGGUCAAACCGGACCAACCCGCACCAGCAUCGCUGUCCAUCGACGCUCCGAUGAACCACAGUGGAACCAGGACCCUGAAGUGAACAUGAACAUUACAGAAAUCAUCCGGCGGUGGGGUUACCCUGCAGAAGAACACGAGGUGGUGACGGAGGACGGGUACAUCCUGACCGUGAACCGGAUACCACAGGGACUCAAACCUUCCACAGGUCAGAGGCCCGUGGUCUUCCUACAACAUGGCCUCCUGGCUGCUGGUAGCAACUGGAUCACCAACCCGCCCAGCACCAGUCUGGGCUACGUGCUGGCUGAUGCUGGGUACGACGUGUGGAUAGGAAACAGUAGAGGGAACACCUGGUCCAGGAAACACCGGACCCUCCAACCCGACCAGGAUGAGUUCUGGCAGUUCAGUUAUGAUGAACUGGCUCUGAAGGAUCUUCCAGCUGUUGUGAACUUCAUCCUGAAGGAGUCGGGCCAGGAACAGAUCUACUACAUUGGACACUCCCAGGGAACCACCAUAGCAUUUAUAGCGUUCUCUACGCUACCAGAACUGGCUGCUAAGAUCAAGUUGUUUUUUGGUCUGGCUCCGGUAGCGACUGUCGCCUUCGCUAGCAGCCCUAUGGCCAAACUGUCGGUUCUGCCGGACUUCCUCCUCUGGAAGCUGUUUGGAAAGCGGGACUUUCUGCCUCAGAGCGACAUGAUUAAGUGGUUUGCAGAACACGUAUGUGCGAAGCAUCCGCUCAGCGAGUUGUGUGGAAACAUCUUCUUCAUCCUCUGUGGCUUUGAUGAGAAAAACCUCAACAUGACUCGUACCCCGGUCUACACCACACACUGUCCUGCUGGGACCUCAGUCCAGAACAUACUCCACUGGGCCCAGGCUGUUCAUACAGGGAAACUAAUGGCGUUUGACUUUGGACCUGAAGGAAACAUGAGGCACUACAACCAGACCAGUCCCCCUCGGUACCACGUUCAGGACAUGAAGGUUCCCACGGCUCUGUUUUCUGGGGGACAGGAUACGCUGGCGGACCCCAAAGAUGUAGCGAUCCUCCUUACUCAGGUUCCGAACCUGGUAUUCCAUCAGCACAUCAGCCACUGGGAACAUCUGGACUUUAUCUGGGGUCUGGACGCUCCGGUGCAGAUGUUUCCAUCCAUCCUGAAGCUGCUGCAGAAACAUCGUUAGUCAGGUUCUCCUGGAUUCUGUUUUGCCCAAGUACUGUUCUGCUGGAUGCCUGCACUUUACUCCAGUGUUCUGAUCCUUUUAUUGCUUAACCUCAAUAAAAAUAGUUUAUUCACAAA